Molecule: messenger RNA, 651 nt
Organism: Colletotrichum higginsianum IMI 349063
Lineage: Eukaryota; Fungi; Ascomycota; Sordariomycetes; Glomerellales; Glomerellaceae
Product: Major facilitator superfamily transporter
Exons: 4
Coding region: 1-651 (216 amino acids)
Biological process (GO): transmembrane transport; basic amino acid transport
Cellular component (GO): fungal-type vacuole membrane
Molecular function (GO): basic amino acid transmembrane transporter activity
Source: RefSeq, a predicted model, not a curated record
AUGACCGGCUCCGCUGACGGCCUCCCCGUUGCCACGGAGACUUCGCCGCUGCUGCGCACCUCCGACUCGGAGAUCGUCAACGGCACCACCGUCGAGGUCGAGAAUGGCCACGCCAACGGCGCCCCGGCCACGGCCGAUGACGCCAACGACAACCGGGACGGCAACCCGGAGAUGGCCAAGAAGAUGCACAUCCUCCUCCCGGCCGUCAGUAUCGGCAUCUACCUCUGCGCCGUCGACCAGCUGCUCACCGUCGCGACCUACGCCAAGAUCGGCAGUGAGCUGCACGCCCUCAACAACACGAGCUGGCUCGCAACGGCCUACUACAUCACCCUGACCAGCUUCCAGCCGCUCUACGGCAAGCUGAGCGACAUCUUCGGCCGCAAGGAGUGCCUCCUCUUCGCCUACGUCGUCUUCGCCCUCGGCUCCCUGGGCUGCGGCCUCGCCGGCUCCUUCCCCCAGCUCUGCGUCGCCCGCGCCGUCGCCGGCAUCGGCGGCGGCGGCAUGAACAGCGUCGUCGCCAUCCUCCUCAGCGACAUCGUCAGGGCCAGCUACCAGAUCGCGACGCUGGGCGCCAUGGUCCCCGUGGCGGUGCUGCUGGUGCUCGCUUUCGUCUCGACGUUCUUCAUCCGCGAGAAGGCCUUGGGGAAGUAG